This is a messenger RNA of Gambusia affinis (western mosquitofish), 3914 nucleotides long. RefSeq names its product asparaginase and isoaspartyl peptidase 1 (gene asrgl1). NCBI's taxonomy places the organism in Eukaryota, Metazoa, Chordata, Actinopteri, Cyprinodontiformes, Poeciliidae. Gene Ontology annotation, molecular function: asparaginase activity. The record is from RefSeq and is a predicted model, not a curated record.
AAUAAUAAUAAUAAUAAUAAUAAUAAUAAUUUUGUUGUAUCUGAUAAAUGAUGCAUGGCUUAAGCUGCAAUGAAAAAUUUCCAUCUGAAUGAAUCAUAACAGAUGAGACUGUCAGAAAGAUAUUUGUUAUUUGAUAUUUAUAAGUUGUGUCCAUUUGGAGGAAAUAAAAGGAAGUUUGUUAAAUAACGUCAUUACUGACAAAGGUGAUUCAGAGAGCUAACUAAGCAAAGAUAGAAAGUUAUAAACUCUGACAUGGUACUUUAGGAAAAUAGAACAUUUAAGGGGAAAUUUUUAUCAUAUAGAAUUGUAUAAAUCUAGAAAUUGUAUAAUAUUUUCUUUCUUGUUUCAUAAUCCACUGAGAAACUAUUCUGGAGAGAGCCUGAGGUUUCCUAUAUAAUCACACCAUACAGCUAUAUGACAUUUACAGUAUGUCACUGAGCAAUAUUAUAAUUAUAGCCCAUGAUGGGACUGCUCAGUGGUUAGCAGUGGUCAAGUGAGUGUAAACUAAAACAUGUAGGCAUGCAGAUACUUCCACAAACGAGGAGCUGGAGGUUGAAUUUAUCAGCAAGAGAUUUUAGAAUCACAUCUGGGCCCAAUAAUUUAAAUACUGGCCCCAUUAGCUAUAUUAUGAAUUUGAUGAGCUUGCUUUUAAGAGUCUUUGAGCUACUACUAAAAUUACUGGUCAUAUGAUUGGGCAAUGCUGUAAAUUAAAAGUACAAUCAGAAAUCUGCCCAUUUCAGCACCAUGGUCAGCUCACUGUGCAGCCGAGAGGAUCCUCCAAAAUCCAGCUUUUAACUGCAUUUGUAAGACAGAUUUCAUGAACAUUAAACAAAUAAACAAUACUGGGAAAUUCCUAACUUUUUGCACAAGAAUACCUUUUGAUAUUUUACAAACAAAUAUAUUUGUGCUGAUAUUUAAUUCGUCAGCUUUAAUUAAAUUAAGGCUAACAUUUAGAGAAAACCACAAAGUGAAACUAGCUUUUGAAAGGCUGACUGAAAAUAAUACAUAUUCUAAUUUGUUGAUUUGUUCUUGGCAAGUUUGGCUCUGAAGCCAACAUAGAUAUCCUUGGAAAUCGUAUUUUAUUCUAUUUUACGCUAAUCCAAACCACAAAACUUAUUUACUCAAGCUUCAGAAAUAUGUCAGUAAAACGCUCUGUACCUGUUUCAACUCAACUGAUGUUCUCUAAAUCACGUAUAUUCUUCACAUUGUUAAGCUAAUUCUGUCAGUUAACAAAAUAAAAGCUGCGUCAGAUGCAAAGGGUUUUUAUUUUGAACGGCUCGUUGUGGAGUUCCGGAUGCAGUCUGCUAGCUGCUAGCUUUCCUUCUAGUCACGGGAAUAUUCUGGGGACUGCCAUGUUGCCAGUCGUGGUGGUCCAUGGGGGGGCGGGUCACAUACCCAAAGAGCGCUCAGACCUGUCCAUCUCAGGAGUGUGCUCUGCAGCGAGGUCAGCGUAUGCACUCCUGCAGGGAGGAGGCAGCAGUAUGGAUGCUGUGGUGGAGGCAGUUCUGCUACUGGAGAAUAAUCCAUCUUUCAAUGCAGGAUGUGGCUCAGUGCUGAAUAUGAAGGGGGAGGUGGAGAUGGAUGCCCUCGUGAUGGACGGGAAAACGCUGAGCAGCGGCGCCGUGUCUGCCGUCCGCAACAUAGCUAACCCAAUCCAGCUGGCCAGACUUGUCAUGGUCAAGACCAGCCAUGCCUGUCUGACGGCGGAGGGUGCCAAUCAGUUUGCUCGCUCUGUGGGCGUUCCCGAGGUUCCUCAGGAGUCCCUCAUCACAGAGUAUUCCCGCAUGCGCUGGAAGAAAAACCUGGCCCCGGAUGCCAACCCUGUGGAGUGCCAAAUGGGGAAGAUGGGGACGGUUGGAGCGGUGGCAGUCGACACCGACGGCAACGUAGCGUGUGCGACUUCCACCGGAGGACUGCUGAACAAGAUGGAAGGCCGAGUGGGCGACACCCCCUGCAUUGGCAGUGGCGGCUAUGCUGACAAUAUGUCAGGAGCCGUGUCGACUACGGGCCACGGAGAGGCCAUCAUGAAGGUCACGCUGGCGAGACACAUCCUGUUCCACAUGGAGCAAGGCCAGUCAGCUGAGGCUGCCAGUGAUCUGGGUCUGGCCCACAUGAAGUCCAGAGUCGGGGGACUUGGAGGGGUCGUGACCGUGGAUCCGCAGGGCAAUUGGGCCGCUCGCUUCUCCAGCCGCCAAAUGGCGUGGGCCGCGGCGCAGAAAGACACGCUGCACUACGGUCUGUACACGGGAGAACACUUCACCCAAAUCAUCGAGGAUGCUCACUGACACCAGGCCCAGUCUGUGUCAGUGGAGCUAUAAACAAAAUAAUACAGCUGGAGGUGGGCUUCAGGUGACCAAAUAAUGAUUGAUUUGGUUUAAUGUUGAUGUUUAAAAUCAAAUAGAAGACAAAAAGAGGAACAAAAUUAAUUAGUUUUGUCAUUAAAAUAAACAAUCAACUGUGCACAUAUCUGAGCCGAUCCAAAGAAAAGUGAGAAAUUUCCAGAAACGCUAAUGACACUCUGUGAUUCUUUGUAAUAAUCAUUUAAAAUGUCAUUGCAGAGUUUCUGUCGCUAGAGAAACUAGAGCAAAAUAAUCAAAUUCACAAUAGAUGUAUAACUCGCUGAGCGGGCUGUGGUGGCGUAGGGGAUAGCGCGACCCACGUUUGGAGGCCUUGAGUCCUCGUCGCGGUUUCGAUUCCCGGACCCGGCGACAUUUGCCGCAUGUCUUCUCCCCUCUCUCUCCCUUUCCUGUCAGCCUACUGUCAUAUAAGAGACACUAGAGCCCACAAAAAGACCCCCUGGUGGGAAAAAAAAAAAAAGAUGUAUAACUCGCUGCUCAGUUUUUAAGCUUCUGAGGAAGCCCUUCAGGUUAAACAGUAUUUAAUUUUGACCACUGAAUCAAUGAUCUGCACAAAGUGUUUUUUUUCUCUUCACAUCAGUACUGGUGAAGUGCUGCUCAUCAUUUGCUGAAUGUUGGUGAAGAAAAACCAAACCAAAAAGGUAUUUACUGCAACGUGAGUGAUAUUUUUAUCUUAAUUUAGAUGAUUAUAGUUUACUACAACUGAGUUUCUCAGAUUGAAGCAUUAAAAAGAGCCAAUAAAACCAUUUUUGUCAGAUUGUUGGUGGUACAUCUCACCAACAGACUCAUUUUACUACUUGGGCUUUUAAUUUACUGCAAGCCACAAUAAUCCAAAUUAUUGGACAUAUAAACCUGAAAUAUAUUGCACUGUCUGUAAUUAAUCUUUAUUAUUUGUAAAUUUCACUUUUUGAACUUAAUCACUCAAAUAAAUUAGUUUUCUGUGAUAUUCUGAUUUAUUGAGAAACUCUUAUAAGCCAGCAUGUGUUAAUCUGUUAUGAACGCCAUUUAUGUAUUUUGAUGAGUAGUGCUAACAUGUCCGAUCCACUAGGGGGUGCUGUUUCCUCAUGCUGACAAAAUGAAAAACUUGAGAUUUACGUUGUGUAAUUGUAAUUUUUUUAGAUGUUUUAUAGGGUACUUUAUAAUAUUUACUUUAAUUGUGCAAUACAACUCUUAAUUUAUUUUGUGUCAUUUAUUUCAAAUUGUUAUAAUCUGUUUGAUUUGAUAAAGAAUGUCCCGUUCAUAUAUCGAUUUAUUCCUUUGUGCAAUUGCGUUGUACAAUAAAAACAAUGGAGCCCAUGACUCAAAUCACACUUUUUUGUCUUAUUGGUAGUUUUCACGUGGUUGUUGUGAACAUUUCUUUGCAAAAAAACAACUUAAUGGAACACAAAAUCCAUUAUAGCAGCUUAUAUGAUGCAUAUGUAUUAAAGCUUUGUUUGCGCUGCCAACAUAUUAUUAGCACAGGUGAAGCUGUGAAAACGUUCCUCAGAAAUCACUCUUUUAAUAUCCAUCCAUCCAUCCAUUUUCUACACACCCUUUGUCCCUAAUGGGGUCGGGAGG